CAGCACCAGCAUCUCCGCUCCGCUGAAAUAGCCACUGGAGAAGGAGGGGAAGGAAAGGGGGGGAGAAGAGGACACAGGGAAGAAAGAGAGAGGUAAAAGCGGAGAGCCUCAUAGCCCACCACAUCGCAUCAGCGUCAGGCUAGAAAAGUGGGGUGAGACCCACCCCUUUGGGAGAGGAUUCGGAGACAAAGGAAGCUUCAUGUUCAAAGGGCCAGUGGAGAGCAAAAACGAAGCAGCCAUGUCUGAGCUGGUCCCAGAGCCGCGACAAAAACCAGUCGUACCGAUGAAACCCAUGGGCAUUAACGCCAACUUGCUGGGAUACAUCGGUAUUGACACCAUCAUUGAGCAGAUGCGCAAGAAAACCAUGAAGACAGGUUUCGACUUCAACAUCAUGGUUGUAGGUCAGAGCGGACUGGGAAAGUCGACAUUGGUGAACACCCUCUUCAAAUCCCAGGUGAGCCGCAAAUCUUCAGGCUGGAAUCGGGAGGAGAAGAUCCCCAAGACAGUGGAGAUCAAAGCCAUUGGGCAUGUCAUUGAAGAAGGUGGUGUCAAAAUGAAGCUGACAGUGAUCGACACGCCGGGAUUUGGGGACCAGAUCAACAAUGAGAACUGCUGGGAGCCUAUUGAGAAAUACAUCAAUGAGCAAUAUGAAAAAUUUUUGAAAGAGGAGGUGAAUAUUGCAAGGAAGAAACGAAUUCCAGACACGCGAGUGCACUGCUGCCUCUACUUCAUCUCCCCCACGGGCCACUCCCUGCGGCCUUUGGACCUGGAGUUCAUGAAACAUCUCAGCAAGGUAGUGAACAUCAUCCCGGUUAUUGCCAAGGCUGACACCAUGACCUUGGAGGAGAAGACCGAAUUCAAACAAAGAGUGCGCAAAGAGCUAGAAGUAAAUGGGAUCGAGUUUUACCCCCAGAAAGAAUUCGAUGAGGACUUGGAGGAUAAAACAGAGAACGACAAAAUCAGGGAAAGCAUGCCCUUCGCAGUGGUGGGCAGUGAUAAGGAGUACCAAGUGAAUGGCAAAAGAGUCCUGGGCAGGAAAACACCUUGGGGAAUCAUUGAAGUGGAAAACCUCACUCACUGUGAAUUUGCCCUACUUCGAGAUUUUGUCAUCAGGACCCACCUUCAGGACCUAAAAGAAGUGACCCACAACAUCCACUAUGAGACCUACAGGGCCAAGCGGCUGAAUGACAACGGAGGGCUGCCCCCCAUGACUGUCGAGACAGAGGAAAACCAUGAAAGUAACCUGUGAAUGACACCCCCCCCAUGUCACCCAGUGUCUCUGGAUACAACAACCCACCCCUGCUACCCUUGACUCUACCACGGGCCUGUGUCUGAAGCAUGUGGCGCAUCCUCCGUGUGCGUGAGAGGGCGCGAGCGUGAGUGCGUGCGUGUGUGCGUGUGCCUACCUAUGUGCCGGAGAGGGACCAAAGGCGUCUCCCCCGUCCUUCCCAGAGUGUCCUCAUUCUCAGUUGGUUUUUUGCACAGCGGACUGUCCGUCAUCUUCCUUUCUCUCAUUCCCGUCUCAGCUGUGUGUCUUGCCUGGGGGAAAUAGGGAUGGGGGGAAAGGAUUUCUGGGGGCAGGAGGGCUUCGGAGGUGGGAGGUGUGGGGCAUGCUGUGGUCCUGUUUUUAUCACUUGGAGACAUGGCAAGGGGAGACUCCAGCAGAGAUGGUGGAUGGGUGGGAAGGCAGCUGGUUGGUCUGAGGGCAUGGUGGCCCAGCAUUUUAUCCCCAUUUCUUGCUGUGG
Nipponia nippon (crested ibis) is the source of this 1745-nucleotide messenger RNA. Lineage: Eukaryota; Metazoa; Chordata; Aves; Pelecaniformes; Threskiornithidae. The record is from RefSeq and is a predicted model, not a curated record.